UCUUUCAAGCACCAGCAGUUUUCCAAGCAGUUUUAUAGAGUGAAAUCAACUAGGAUAAUUCCUCGCAGCUGAUUCCUCGCUGGUCCGCUGUGUUGGUAAACUGUGUUUUCAGUUUUUGGAGUCAGUGAUUUGGGAUUUUGCCAAAAGUACGAGUUUUACUGUUGGAAUCAUGCCUGACUUCGUUCGAUUCGUAUUUAUUGACAUUUUUCUUGUUGUCCUGCUGUUUGGAGUCAGGAUACAUGGGCAAAUGAAUGUUUCCGUAACAACGGAAGAAUUCGGCCUGAUAACGACGCAGCAACCGGAAGUGGAUUUUAAGUGCACCGGAAGUGAUAUCCACUUCAACAUUGAACACCUUUGCGAUGGAAGAGCUCACUGUCCCCAAGAAGACGAUGAAUUUUUAUGCGGUGAUUUCGACGCCAAAGGAUGUAAAACGUCGGAGGAGAUGCGCUGCUCCAACACGUCAAGUACGUGCGUUAAGUUUACAGCCGUCUGUGACGGAAUCAGAGAUUGCGCAGAUGGGAGCGACGAAAUAUAUUGUGAGACAUCAGUUUGUGGGAGUACUUGCUCGUUUUGUUCUAAACUCGGUGCAUCAUGUGACGUUGGCGGAUCAAUCAGCAGCUUCGGAUCUUUAAAACUCCCUUCUACUAUACGAUAUUUGAAACUUACAAAUUUCUCUGACUUCCACAACGGUUUACCAAUCAACCAAGCAGAUUAUCCUCUACUAACGACAUUAAUCCUAUCUGGGAAUGGUAUCACUCUAUCCGCCAUUAGACAAAACUUGUUUGAAAACAUGACGUCGCUACAUACAUUGGAUCUGUCCGAGAACAACAUUACCACUUUGGAAAGGGGAACGUUUGACCAAGGAUUGCAUAGACUUCAGUACUUAUAUCUGAGGAGAAAUGACAUGAGAUAUAUUGAAGAUGGAUCUUUCAUUGGUCUACCGAAGUUACAACGAUUAUAUCUAGACAGAAAUGAGAUCACUGUGGUUCACAGAAAUUAUUUUAGCAACUUGAAAAAUCUUGUUUGGUUAGAUCUUGGUCACAAUGAUAUAGAAUGGAUUGAAUCGGGAACAUUUCAAGAUCUUGGAAACAUCACAGACCUGUUACUUCGGAAUAACUGCAUAAGCAUGAUUGAGGCAGGAGCUUUUAGAGGUCUCGACAAGAUCACCGGAAUAUCUUUUACAGAUAACAAGAUCAAAGAACUCCAUAAAGGAAUGCUUGAUGGACUAUCAAGUGUGGAAUGGAUAUCAUUUAGACGUAAUCCGCUAUCGUACAUAAAGCCUGGCACAUUUGACAACACGACACAAAUCAAAUACCUACUACUGGUGGAAGUUCAACUAAACUACUUGGAUCCUGACAUGUUCAGAGGGAUCGAGAAUCUCCAGUAUCUAUCCACUGAUGACUAUCGUCUGUGCUGCCUCUUUGAUAAUAGUGAUGUCUGCUCUGUAGCACAGAUGUCCUCUCUAGAUUCCUGCACCAGACUCAUGCCUAAUACUGUCCUUCGAGUCGCCAUGUGGGUCCUAGGAUUAGGCGCCCUAUUCGGCAACACCAUGGUAAUCAUCUUGCGAUGUCGUAAUAAGCGAGCAACGAACACGAGAAACCGCGAACAGGUAUUCUUCAUUUCGAAUCUAGCCAUCGCUGAUUGGAUCAUGGGUAUCUUCAUGAUCAUCAUCGCAUCAGCUGAUCUCUACUACGGAGAGUAUUACUUCCUUGACGCGCCACACUGGAGAAGCUCCGGACUCUGUAGAUUUGCAGGUGUUAUUGCAAUCUUAUCAAGUGAAAGUUCUGUGUUCUUCCUGACCAUCAUCACCGUUGAUCGUUUCCUGAGUGUGGUGUUCCCGUUCAGCAAAUUUAAACUCCAAAGCCAAUCAGCGCGCGUUUGUGUCGUCAUCACGUGGGUUAUUACAACCAUCCUGAGUCUUGGGCCCGUCGUCAUCGGCUCUUUCGUGCCGGGGUUCUACGGACUCUCUGACGUUUGCAUCGGUCUGCCCCUGAGUGUGGAUUCAACAGGAACCGGAAUUCUCGUCUACGAUUACACCCUUGCUAUCCCAGUCUUUACGCCCAACAAUGAUGGGAGCCUUCAGCCAUCUUGGAUUUAUUCUAUCGUACUCUUCUUAGGAAUCAACCUCGCCUGUUUUUUGUUCAUCCUCGUCUGUUACAUCAUAAUCUUCAUCCAGGUGAAGCGGUCCGCAAGCAGUAUCGGCAAGGAGCGAAGCACGGGAUCUCCCCAGGAGGUGAGGAUCGCCAUUAAGAUGGCUGUCAUCGUCGGCACUGAUUUCUUGUGUUGGAUGCCAGUCAUCAUCAUGGGUAUCCUCUCCCAGGCUAGACUGGUGGAGCUUCCAGUCUCCCUCUACGCAUGGUCGGCAGUUUUCAUCUUACCCAUCAACGCCACCCUCAACCCCUAUCUCUACACUUUUACAGAGUUCAUUGGCCAGAAGCGGAGGAGAGCUAACGUGAGUCAGAAAUCAAUGAUGACAAGUAGCACAAUGGCUUCGAGUAGGAAAAGCGAAUACGAAUCAAGAAUGUAAAGUUGUAAAAUCAUCGUCUCUGAAGCAAAAUUAAGAGAGAAGUCGUAAAUUCUUAAUAUUUUCUGAUAUGAAAUAAGACAGUGUUCGCUCAAUGAUUUCGUUUGUUGCAUGUUUUCUUAUCUUUCUGUGGUUGUGCAAAAUUAUCUCAAAUUGAUAAAGACAAACUUUGGCCUACUCCUUGUCGCCUGUUUUUAAGUGACAAAUUUUUAGUUUGUGUAAAUCCGGGGUGUAAAUACGUUAAUACUUUGGUUUGUUAUGAAGAUUAAUAUUUGUGAUCUUACUAAGACAAAACUGCAUAGAAACGACGGCAUACCUUCGCUACAUAUUGGAUGUCUUGUGUGAGACGAAGACUGGAAGUCAUUAUGAAUGUGAUCGGAAUAAUUAUGAUGAAUGAAUAAGUGUUUGGUUCUGCAAGAUUGGAAAACGGCUUUAAAACGGACACAUUGAAACGUUUUGCCUGCACUCAAAUUCGUUUGCGAAAAGCUUUAAUAUGUCCAAUCUUAGUGCUAUUUUCCGAUAACCUUGUGAGCGUGAUAUGUCAAAACCCUGUUCAAAGGGUGAUGUGAUGAUGAUGUAUUUUGUAAGUAUGCUUUAAUACAAAAAAUGCGUUUGACAUUCCGGCUGACAUCAAUGCAAUAUUACCAUUGUGACCUGUAUUAUAGAAGUAUCUUUGUUUCAUUGGUUAGAUAGUGAUAUUCUUGAAUAACACCUAAACUAAGAAGAAUAUUUGUGUGCUUCUAUGUCCACCAUUUUCCUUUAGCACUUUUGUUGUAAAUUUUGGGUCAUAAUUUGUUAGGUUUUCUAUUGGGCCUGAGUGCAAAAGAGCAUAAGCACAGUAAGAUAUUGUUCACAUAGAUUACUCGAUAUCAUAUAUAGAUAUCCUUUCAGUGAUCACCAUUAUUACAGUUACUACUCCAAUCCACCAAUUGGCUAUAUAAGCAAGAUCUUGAUUGAAGCAAGCCAGACUUAAAUGCUCCUAAUGGAAUGAGGGUCAGGAGAAGAAGAAGAGAGAGACUUAAGGUGGCAGCGGUGGGAAGCAAAACCCGUUCUAGAAUGACCGGGUAAGCUAAUGGAAAAAUAAACAGCUUCAACUAGUCGCGUCUCGCUCUAAUAAUUUCUGAAUAUACGUUUCAAGUAAUGUAAUGUAGAUUUUCCAAUGCUUCCCAACUGUUCUUUUACCCCAUUCCAGAACUGAACUUUAUCUUUCCUUUUGUGAUAGGUCCAUGGUCAUGUUAGCAAUCAAACACCCCAUUCCCCUAUUUCCAAUUUUAUCCCUAGUUUCAAUUUUAUCCCUAGUUUCAAGCAAGCUCACCUUUCCGGCUAGUUCAUCGAAGGUUCAUAUUAAUGAGUUUCAAUAGACGUCAUCUGUUGACGUACUGAGCCGAUUAAUUUUACUUCCUGCAGAUAAGGAUUGUUUGGAACUGGCAUUUCCCUCAUCACUGAAAUCUUUAAAACAACAAUAAAGUUAGCCUAGACCUUGGAUAAACUCGCAUUCAUGGACGACUUGUUUCAAUUCGGAUGAGUACAUAGAUACAGCCUGACAGGGACAACCAUUAAUGAUAGAGGUAAUCUUGGAAAACCCAUAAAGGCAGGAGACCAUUGAUCAAUGGCUGUAGAUCGAUGUUUGCCACACCCCACAGAAACCUAUUAAACUUGCAAUUUGUAAUGGCAACCCGAAUCAUGUUUAUAGAGCUGUAGAGAUUAAAGAUGAUCAUUCUGCAGGUGACCGUCCUUAAUUGUUCGUGUUUCGGAAAGAGAUGCUCAGUCUAAAUUUUUUUUUUACAGAGGUUGCUGGUGUAAUUUUUAAGUGUAAAGCAAGCAAAAAAAAAGGGAUUCACUACAAAAUGUAGGCCAUUUUGGUUACAUUUCUUCAUUUUGCCAUAUCUACCAGAAUUCCAGGGGGUGCUGCCUAUUUAAAAUAAUACACGCAACACCCCCGCUCCCCAGCCACAUGAUGUUCCCUUUUCUUGCACCCCCUCCCCCCAUUAGCGUGCCACGGAUGCAGGUACAUCCAUUAGAACUGGGCGUUGUGGCGUGCGCCUGUAAUCCAAGCUAUGGGGAAGUUACAAAUUGAUGCAGAGGUUCGAGCCAUGGUCACGUCUUUCGGAUGGUGACGUGAAAGGUCGGUCCCAGACGUAAAUAAUCAUAUCUGAUGGAUACACGUCUGACAAAAACUCAAAUGCACACAGAGAAUCUACCUCGGUAAUCAUUGUAACCGCAUCAAAUGGUAGCAAUUGGGUCUAGGAGUUAUACUGUGCUCGGCAAGUCAUAGAAUCUGAUGUUUGUAUACUAGUUAAUACAUUUUCAGGGAUUCUAAUGAUGACAGUAUGUCAUUUCUCGCCUUUCUUUUACAGUUAAUUAGAAAUCAUGUACAUAUUUCAACGAUAUUUCAUAUCACAGUUUCUUUAAGUUAUGAAAUGUAUGUUAUGUAAAAUAGGAAAGAAAAUGAAGAAAUU
Messenger RNA from Lytechinus variegatus (green sea urchin), 4983 nucleotides. RefSeq names its product G-protein coupled receptor GRL101-like. NCBI's taxonomy places the organism in Eukaryota, Metazoa, Echinodermata, Echinoidea, Temnopleuroida, Toxopneustidae. Gene Ontology annotation, molecular function: protein binding; G protein-coupled receptor activity. The coding region runs from base 170 to 2527 and encodes 785 amino acids. The record is from RefSeq and is a predicted model, not a curated record. Gene Ontology annotation, biological process: G protein-coupled receptor signaling pathway. Gene Ontology annotation, cellular component: membrane. The transcript has 15 exons.